UGCACAGACGGUAUCUUACAUUUUACACAGUCACAUUUGCUCCUGUUUAUAACCCAACUUUCCACUUUAAGGCCAGAAAACAUGUAUUCAGUGCGAUAUUUCUCAAGUCAAGUGACCAAAACCGUGCUAAUUCAAGCAACGCGUCUGAAUUCGAGUGUCCCUCAAGCCCAGGAAGUCACACCCCCGUUGGAGGCUCAAAAAGCCGUGUUGAAUCACCCGGAUUACUUCCACGUGCACGAUUUAUUCACAGUUGGGGACUUGUUCAACGCUCGGGUUCACUACGGCCACAAGGAGGGCUCCCUCAACGAGCGAAUGUUGCCCUACAUUUACGGCAGCCGUUUGGGGCACAUAAUCUUCGAUUUGGACAAAACUGCCGAUUAUUUACGUCGAGCGCUCAAUUUCACCGCACAUGUGGCUUACCGCGACGGCAUAAUCCUGUUUCUGUCGCGGGGGGCCCAGAAUUCGCAUUUGGUGGAGAAAACGGCGCGCGAAUGCGGGGAAUUCGCACAUACGCGGUUUUGGCGCGGGGGAAUUUUCACCAAUGCGACGAAACAGUUCGGGGCUGUGACCAGGUUGCCCGAUUUGUGCAUUUUCCUAAACACUUUGAACAAUGUUCUGUUGCAACACACGGCGGUCAGGGAUUCGGCCAAAAUGGGGAUCGCGACCGUUGGGAUUGUGGACUCCAAUUGUGAUCCCAAUUUGGUGACGUUUCCGGUGCCCGGAAAUGACGACACCCCCGCCAGCGUUGAACUGUACUGCAAGCUUUUCAAAGCGGCCAUUUUGAGGGGCAAGGAGAGGAGGAAAAAAGACAUGCAACUCUAAUUCGCUUUAUUGUACAUAUUUUUUUAGUCAAGUUUAAAGAAAAAAAAAAGAAGAAAAAAGAAGUAACACCAUCACCACUUAUUUGCUAUUAAUCUCAGAAACGGGAAAUAAUGUUAGUGGAAAAAUGUGCAGUCCAUCACCACUUCAAAGUUUUUGCUUACCCUGGAAAAAAUUAGAAUAGCAUGAAUGUAAGCACCAGUGUCGUCAGCUCAAAAUUAAAAUCACCAGAUCUGAGCAGAAAAGUUACCAGAUUUAUACCUACAUAUCUGCUCAAAAACGCAAAAAUAGGUAACACCACUUUUUUGGCAAAUUUUUAAUUAAAUUUUGCGAAAUACCGGGUGUUGGCAACACUGAAUUAUUGGUAAUCCUUCGUUAUAGCAGUUGUUUCAAGUGACGGCUAAACCAUCAGUAGCGCAAAUGAAUGACAAUUGUUUAUAAAAAUUUGACGUUUGAUUUUGACAGUCAAGGUUGCUAAAUUAAAUUUUUGUGACACCAAAUUAUUUACGCGAUAUUUACGGUUUUACAUGAAAAACAUGCUAAAACACUUGAUAAAAGCAAAAAUAAUGAUGUUUUUUUGGUUUGUUUUAGCAAAAUUUUGCAAUUAACACCAUUUUCGACCAUAUUUUGUAUUAUUUUUUUUUUGACAAAAUU
This is a messenger RNA of Tribolium madens (black flour beetle), 1473 nucleotides long. RefSeq names its product 28S ribosomal protein S2, mitochondrial (gene mRpS2). Gene Ontology annotation, biological process: translation. The record is from RefSeq and is a predicted model, not a curated record. NCBI's taxonomy places the organism in Eukaryota, Metazoa, Arthropoda, Insecta, Coleoptera, Tenebrionidae. The coding region runs from base 82 to 822 and encodes 246 amino acids. The transcript has 3 exons. Gene Ontology annotation, cellular component: ribosome; mitochondrial small ribosomal subunit. Gene Ontology annotation, molecular function: structural constituent of ribosome.